Molecule: messenger RNA, 6339 nt
Organism: Canis lupus familiaris (dog)
Lineage: Eukaryota; Metazoa; Chordata; Mammalia; Carnivora; Canidae
Gene: KLHL42
Product: kelch like family member 42
Exons: 3
Coding region: 35-1552 (505 amino acids)
Molecular function (GO): protein binding
Source: RefSeq, a predicted model, not a curated record
GGCGGGCGGCCCGGCGGCCCGCGGCCCCCCAGCCAUGUCGGCCGACGAGAUGGUGCAGAUCCGCCUGGAGGACCGCUGCUACCCGGUGAGCAAGAGGAAGCUCAUCGAGCAGAGCGACUACUUCCGCGCGCUCUACCGCUCCGGCAUGCGCGAGGCCCUGAGCCAGGAGGCGGGCGGCCCCGAGGUGCAGCAGCUGCGCGGCCUCAGCGCCCCGGGCCUGCGCCUGGUGCUCGACUUCAUCAACGCCGGCGGGGCCCGCGAGGGCUGGCUCCUGGCCCCGCGGGCGGAGCAGGGCGGAGGGGUGGAGGAGGAGGAGGACAUGGACGAGGCGAGCCUGCUGGCCGAGCUGGUGGAGGCGGCCUCCUUCCUCCAGGUCACGUCCCUGCUGCAGCUGCUGCUGUCGCAGGUGCGGCUCACCAACUGCCUGGAGCUGUACCGCCUGGCGCAGGUGUACGGGCUGCCCGACCUGCAGGAGGCCUGCCUGCGCUUCAUGGUCGUCCACUUCCACGAGGUGCUGUGCAAGCCCCAGUUCCACCUCCUGGGGGCUCCUCCUCAAGGCCCCGGGGACGGCAGCCUGAAGCAGAGGCUCAGAGAGGCCCGGAUGACCGGGACUCCUGUCCUCGUGGCCCUGGGGGAUUUCUUGGGGGGGCCCCUGGCCCCUCACCCCUACCAAGGGGAGCCCCCGUCCAUGCUCAGGUAUGAGGAGAUGACUGAGCGUUGGUUCCCGCUGGCCAACAACCUUCCUCCCGACCUGGUGAACGUCAGGGGUUACGGGUCCGCCAUCCUGGACAACUACCUCUUCAUAGUGGGCGGGUACAGGAUCACCAGCCAGGAGAUCUCGGCUGCGCACUCCUACAACCCCAGCACCAACGAGUGGCUCCAGGUGGCCUCCAUGAACCAGAAGAGGUCUAAUUUCAAGCUUGUGGCCGUUAAUUCAAAACUCUAUGCCAUUGGUGGGCAGGCCGUUUCUAAUGUUGAGUGUUACAAUCCUGAGCAGGAUGCCUGGAAUUUUGUGGCACCCUUACCAAAUCCUCUGGCUGAGUUCUCUGCGUGUGAGUGUAAGGGAAAAAUUUAUGUCAUUGGAGGAUAUACUACCAGAGACCGCAACAUGAACAUUUUGCAGUACUGCCCCUCUGCCGACAUCUGGACGCUCUUUGAAACCUGCGAUGUCCACAUUCGCAAGCAGCAGAUGGUAUCUGUUGAGGAGACCAUCUACAUCGUGGGGGGAUGUCUGCAUGAACUGGGGCCCAACCGGAGGAGCAGCCAGAGCGAGGACAUGCUCACCGUGCAGUCCUACAACACUGUCACAAGGCAGUGGCUCUACCUCAAGGAGAACACAUCCAAAUCGGGUCUUAACUUGACUUGCGCACUUCACAAUGAUGGCAUCUACAUCAUGAGCAGAGACGUUACCCUGUCAACCAGCUUGGAACAUCGAGUUUUCCUCAAAUACAACAUCUUUUCAGAUAGUUGGGAAGCAUUUAGGCGUUUCCCAGCCUUUGGACACAACUUGCUGGUUUCCUCUCUUUAUCUGCCCAAUAAAGCAGAAACAUGACUGAACUGACUGAGGAUUUAAAAGAAACCUGGUUCAAGACAGAAAAAGGAAAAAAAAUGUAGUAUCCCAUUUCAAGGGAGACCGAUUUCUAAAGGGAAAACAUGAGUUAAAGUAGGUCACAUGUACAAUAGCUGUAAAUAAGCUUACUUGAACUAAUUACUUGAAAACACGUGGAGAAAAGAGACCAACUUUAUUAUUUUUUUAAUUAUUGAUUUUUAAAUGAUGGGAGCAAAUCCAUGAUAAUAUUUUCAUCCAAAUAUGAUACCCUUGGGCCAGUGACUGAAACUGAUCAUCAAAAAGAAGAUUCAUUGUGUCUGCUUUAGUAAAGGGCCAAAGUCAAUAACUGACGUGAAUGGUAAAGAUCAUUUUAAAAUCCAUUUUAUUUAGGUCACUUGAAAUAUCAUUAAUACCUUCAGUGAGAGAUUUUUGUUGUUGUUCUUCACAUACUUGACAAAUAUUUAUAUUAACAUUGUCAUUUGCCCCUUUUCUCCCCACAUAUCCUUCCAGUGGUUUAAAAAUCGGGUUCUGUAUUUAGAUAUUUUAUUUACACUAUCUUUUAGGAAGCUUACAAUGAUGGAGCCCUAUAGUUCUUACAGCAUCCAGUCCUCCCUCUCUUGCUUAAAACCUUCUCAGCUAUUUUUCCAAACUUUUUUGCAAUUAUGUGUACUGAAUAGAUAGGCAGAUGUAACCUCUUAUUUUAUUUAGGUAGCAGGUUGCAAAUUUAUGUGGUUAGAUAAGUUGCAUGGCUAGGCAUUCUGUAUUGUUUAAAAGAGAGGAUAUAUUGUUUAAAAGGAUGGAGAUAUAUAUACAUAUAUAUAUUUUUGAAAUUGAGUCUUAAAUUUAAAUGGGAAGGGAAGGAAAGGCCAAAUAAGGAAAAAAAAAUGCCUUUAAGAGUUACUUUUAAUGAAUGUAUUUGACUUAGUUCUCUUUUUUGGGGUAAGAAAGAUAACUGUCAUCUUUAGAUCAGGCAUCUCUCUAAUUUAAUCUUAACCUUUUAAUUCAUGCUUUGCUCUUAUGAGGUAAGGUGAGGAUAGCUGUAGAACAUUUGUGCUGGAGAGAGAAGGGGCUCUUUUAGAGAUGGUACGGCUUCUGGUGGCUUCUCUGGAUUUAGGUAGGUUCCCUUCUUGCCUUGGUUGUUGAAUGGAACCAAGCUCCAGCAGUUGUUUUCAGUAAGUCACCUAACACGAAUAAAAGCUGCUGCCAGUCAUAGGUCCAUCCCUUUGAAAAUGUAUACUUAGAGAAAUCUUAUUCUUUCUGAACUUCUCUGAUCUUUUGUGAUGGAAUCAGUGAAGCCGUGAGCUGGAGUCCAUCUUUCUGUUCUAACGUUCCAGUUACAGCAUGUCUCACUUUAAGAAAGUCCCGCAGGAAAAAAAAAUCAUGGCAAAUCCAUGCAUUCCGCACUUACCCGCUGCUUCCGGCGUGUAUUCGCCAUGCAGAUGUGGUGCAGAGGGGUUGAUCACUUCAGCAGAGCUCUUCAGGUCAUCAGAAGAGUCACUGCAGGGUUUCUUUAACAACCAUGGCCAGCUAGUGGAGUUAAAAUCAGGAUCUGGUUAUAAAAAUCCUAUUUGCACAACUUUUCAGGACUAUUAAGUAAAAUGAGGCAAGCCUUUGUUGUGGACUUGGAGACAGCUCUUUGAUCUUGUUACCAAAUAAUCAUACCAGUACUCUACUUACACUACUUAAGGGUUUCUAAGCCAUAUCCAUUUAUUCUCAAAUACUUAGCCUUUUUUUUUAAAACUCGGAACUGAAAUCAUCUUGGGGAUGGUACUCUAAUAAUAGAUUUAUAUUAAUUUAUAUUCAUUAUGUAAUUGAAUUUCCAGUGACCUAUAAUUUCAUUGCAUAUAUUUAAAAAUCUAAUUUAUUUUAGAUAGUGUUGACUUUUGUUGCUACAAAUUUUAAUUUUUUUAAAGCUUAACCUUGUAUAUCCAGAAGAUUCUAGCCAGUUGAAUUAGUUCUGGACAAUUUGACCUUAGCUUGUAAAUAACCACAUCAUAUAAAAUGUAAUAUUGCUGCCAACCAGUUCUCUUCCUGAUUACAUUCUUUGGAUGUGUUUUCCUAAUGCCAACAAUUAGAUUCUUGGACCAAGUGAAGGAAUACUCUGAUCCACAAAGUUCUUUUUAUAAACCAGGUUUGAUGUGUGUGUAUAUGUGCAUAUUAUCUGUGUGUGUAUGUGUGUGUGCACGCACGUGUCGUGGCAUAUUAUAGCUCUAAGAUACACAGACUUUUAACAAAGUUUUGUUACUCUGGACUGCCAGUGGUACUUGGGCAAGGCACAAUGUGCAGUAGGAACAGAUCUGUGGAUUUGGGUCACCCUUUUUCCUGCCGUGCACAUGAGCUACAUUGGCAUUUUGAGGAUAAUUUUAAUUUAGCUCUGUUCUCGUAUUGGUGCCAGUGUUGUAUUAAAGACUCUACCUAUGAUGAGGGAAUGUUGCAUUGAAAAUCCCGUCAUCCCCCAGGACUUUGCCUUUUUUUUUAAUUUUUAUUUUUAUUCCGGUAUAGUUAAUAUACAGUGUUAUAUUAGUUUUAGGUAUACAAUGUAGUGCUCUUUGAUGAUAUCCUUCCAUUUUCUUCCUUCCUCCAAAUGUUUCAUCCUUCUUUUCUGAAAUACUUCUGAGGGGUACUAACCUCCCACUGCAGAGAGGGGAGUUAGUGGAGGACCCCUGAUAGUGGGAGCCAUCCUGCCAGAAGCAACCUAUUUUACUAAGAAUAGUCUGAGUGGCAGAGUGAAUCCUGAGUGUGGAUUGGUAGAGGGAAGUUGGUUCUUCCUGUCAUUUUUCCUGGCUUUCUUCUUAAGACCCUUGGUUUCAGAGGCCUCUCCCCUUAGCAUCCUUCAAAGUUUUUCUGAUGAAAAUAUAUGAGUUAUUUCAACAGUGUUGGUUAAGUCAUAACAAUGAAGUACUGAGAAGGUUAUGGAUUCUACUAAGAAACAAAUAGAUUAAGAUUAAGCAUGAAUACCAAAGAGAAUUGAACUCGGCCAUGUUUUUUUGAACCAAAAUCCCAAGUAAUUCCAAAUGCCUUAGACAUCAAUUAAAGUUGUAUUGAGAUGGACAAGCUCUUUCUCUCCAAAGGGUAUUAGAAGUAAAUGCUUAUUUUCUUUCAAUAAAGACUUACUUAAUGAGCAUUGUGGAUGCCAUGUUUUCAGAUUUCCAGGUAAAGUCAUGACCCUACCUGUUUGGCCACACAGGUAAAUCGAGUGGAAAGGCCUUGGCCUUCUUGAUCAACCAACAUCUAAUGAGCAGUGGCUUAAUGCAGAGCAUUCGUGAGGCAGCAUAGUGACAGAAAGGGAAGAUGGGUGAGUUGUUGGAUGCCUUUUUCCUAGACCAGGGAUGGGGAAUAUAUAACAUCUGUGCCACCACUCUCUGAUGGUGGCAUUAUGAAUGAGUAGCACUCCUUUCCUCUGUGCCAGGAAUUGGUCUCAAUCCAUGUCAUCAGUGUUUCCAGGCAUCCAUUGCCCAUCCCUCAGAGUGAGAUGAAGUUCAUUUGUCAUCCCUGCCUUAGAGGAAUGAAUGAAUUAGGUGAGUAGAUUACAUCCAAAAUGGCUUUGAAAACACUGAGCUGAUUCAGCUCUGUUCCCUGGUUCCCAGAAAUACUUACUGAAAGUCUAUUGUGUGGAGGACAAUAUUAAGACUAGGGAUAUAGUCAUAAAUGAGCCAUGUUCCCUGACCUGGGAGAGCUUACAGCCUUGUGAAAAUGUUUACUGUAAUCAUUGUAACCAGUGUCCUCAAAGAUGCCUGCUUUUGUCAGGCAUCCUGGGGCUCUCUGGCCUGGCUUCCUCUUCAGUCCUGGUCCAAUCUGUUCACUGCUUCAUGAUCUACUAACAAUUAUAACGAACCAGUUUUUCUCUAAAUUUGAACAUCACAACCUAUGUUUCUGUUUUAAUGGUAUGCUUUUUUCCCCACUAUUUUUCAUAGUCUUCUCUGUACUUCAUUUUUCAAAAGAAAAAUUACAUGUGAUCUGCUGUAAAGGUAAUUACUAGGAACCACAGCAUAUGUGGCUAAGGGCUCAGCAGCUUGAUCCCAUGAGAAGCAGGAGCAAAAUCAGGGAAAUGAGUAUCGGGAGAGAGGCGAGCUGUACACGUGUCUGUACCUAUGCCUGCAAAACACUUCUAUAAAAAGUAUUACUAGAUGGUUAUUAAGACACUUGUCCCGACUUAAAGUCAGUUAACUUCACCUGUGUGAUAGCUAUUAGAGUGGUUUUCUGUCCUUAUGUUUCAUUUACAUAAGAAUAUUUCUUAUUUUUCAUUUUCUCAUGUUAAUUUAGGAACACGGUAUAAAAUACACACCAGUUGACCUAUGCUAACUUCUGCACUUGACAUAACCAUUUUUAUUCAUUCCUACAGGAGACAUUAAAUGUAAAAGAUGGUCAAUUUUGAGGAGCAAAAGGGUGCUGAGAUGACUUUGGUAGGAUUGGCUGGUGCUUUCUCAAAUGGAUGUCAGAGUUUAUUACUAGUAAAGAAAAAGAAAAUGUAAUUUGCAUUAUUGUGUCAUUUUUCUAAGAAAAAUCUUAAUAGGGGUUCUUUAGAUGUCUCUACAAUGUUUUCCUAUCUAGUGGUCAUUUUAGGAAAAUUGAUAAUCUGUAGAAUGAACAAUUACAUUUUGUUAUUACUGACACUUUGUUAAAAAGGUUGUAUUGUGUCUUCAAGUUGUGGCUUAAAGUGUAAACAUUAUGAUACUAUUCAUUCAAAUACAAUGAUGCCUAUGAUGCACUCAAAUAGCAUUCGUUCUGUGUUUAUAACUAGAACUAUAGAAGAAAAUCUCUUCAAAUAAAAUAGUUCUAAAUCUUAACAA